Molecule: messenger RNA, 1065 nt
Organism: Puccinia graminis f. sp. tritici CRL 75-36-700-3
Lineage: Eukaryota; Fungi; Basidiomycota; Pucciniomycetes; Pucciniales; Pucciniaceae
Exons: 13
Coding region: 1-1065 (354 amino acids)
Biological process (GO): proteolysis
Molecular function (GO): aspartic-type endopeptidase activity
Source: RefSeq, a predicted model, not a curated record
AUGAAUUAUUACAAAAACACCGGAAGUGUCUUGGCCACGUUCAAUAUGACACCCUUUCAACUCGAGGAUGUGUACCAAUCUGGUUCCGUGCCGCUGAUAACCUCUGAUGAUACCCCAGAGGGUACUAACAAAACUGAGGGAUCUGACCAGCCACUCAGCUCACUAAGAGCUGUCAAUCAACCUGAAACAACCGACACCCUCUCAAGAUCUCGGGCGCAAGGGAGAACCAUCCCUUUGGAUAAUCUAGGCGAAAAGGAUUUGAUCUGGGCAGCAACAGUACAAGUGGGCAGUCCACCCAAGACCUUUCUUGUCUCAGUAGACACCGGUUCCUCGGAUUUUUUCUUGGCCUCGAAUAGAUGUCCAACUGCACAAUGUGCUAGGAAGAACAUCUACGUACCCCAACAUUCGUCACACGCCCGGCCAACCAACAAAUCUUACACAAUCUCAUUUGGAGACGGAAGUUCUGUCAAGGCUGAUCUGAUGAUUGAUUCUGUCACCAUCGGUGACUUCACCCUUCCGAACAUUGGUGUCGGAGCCGUCACCCAAUUAAGCUCCCAAUUUCAAAGCUCAACCGGCGACACCUCCGAUGGGCUUAUGGGAUUUGGUUUCCCGAGUCUUUCGCAAAGCAAGGCCACUCCUUUCUUCACCGCGCUCACCAAAGCAAAUGGUCAACAAGGCGUUAUGGGCUCCAGGUUUUCACGAAAAAGUGACAGAGGCUCUGAAAUUACGAUUGGUGGUGUCAACCCCGCAGCCUUUGUAGGAUCCUUUACCACCUUGAAUGUCAUGGCGAUGGAAGGCCAUCCACCAGCGUUCUGGGACGUCAGUUUCGAUGGAGCCAUUGUGAACGGUCAACCUCUGAAAUUGUCGUCAAAAAUUGCGACCAUUGACACAGGAACCAGUGUGAUAGGUGUACCUCUGGAAGACGCACAAGCAAUAUACGCUUCAGUACCUGGAGCAAUGUCAUCAAAAGGUGGUCAAUUUACCUUUCCUUGCGAAUCUAUGCCCUUCGUCUCCAUGGUAUUUGGCGGUCGGAGAUUUGACAUUAAUCCAUUAGAUAGUGCGUGA